Molecule: messenger RNA, 2595 nt
Organism: Cladophialophora immunda
Lineage: Eukaryota; Fungi; Ascomycota; Eurotiomycetes; Chaetothyriales; Herpotrichiellaceae
Exons: 5
Coding region: 326-1468 (380 amino acids)
Biological process (GO): sulfite transmembrane transport; transmembrane transport
Cellular component (GO): plasma membrane
Molecular function (GO): sulfite transmembrane transporter activity
Source: RefSeq, a predicted model, not a curated record
CCUCGACCUCCCUUCUGCUUUGGAUCUGGCCUUCGUUGACUGCUUCUUUCUUCACUUCGCCUCUGCCAGCUGACCUCGAGUCUUAUUGCAGAUCGAUCGCCGAAUCUACAUCUGCAAGGCCAUAGCACCAAUGCAAUAAUGGACGUUCGCCUAUGAAGUGAAUACUGCUCAUCUCCCAAAGCCCAGGCAUUUCCCAUGUACCGCGGAGAAAGCGUAUAUCAGUCUUACCGAAUACUUCCACCGCCCCUGGCACUCCACGUCACAAAGACCAUUUCGUGACACACAUUUACUCCAAAAGCCGCCCCUUUCCCCCCGCAAAGAGGCAAUGCCUGACACUCCGUCUCGACCGACUCGCCCAAGGACAUUGACCAGAAUUGUCACUAAUGCUGCCAUUUCCCUGCAAAAGACUCUUAGCGGAGGUACCGGCGAGGAUGGCGACAUUGCAUCUUGGAACCCGGCCUUGGGGGAUGGCCCCGACGAUUCCUCUCUAACACCAGCUCCUCCUUCAUCAACACAGAAUGGCAAACAGAUGGCUGUGGAUUUUCGGAAAAGUGGUGAGCUGGGAUGGAGGAAAUAUGUCAAGUACUUCACGCCAUCCUGGUUCACGGUGACCAUGGGCACUGGUGUCGUGGCGAGCCUUCUCAACCAGUUCCCAUACAAUGCGAGAUGGCUCUACUGGCUCUCCGUCAUCGUGUUCUGCCUCAACAUCGGCCUCUUCACCUUUUUCAUCUUCGUAUCCAUUCUCCAGUUUGUUCUGUUUCCCAAGACAUGGAUCACGAUAAUCGAGCGGCCCAAUCAAGCAUUCUUCUUGAGUAGCAUACCAGUGAGUCUUGGGACUAUCGUCAAUAUGAUGGUGUUUGUCUGCGCUCCCUCGUGGGGCAAAUGGGUCGUUUAUCUCGCAUGGGGGUUGUGGAUGGCCGACGCAGCCGUGUCACUGCUGUGUGCCCUGUUUCUACCCUUUCUGCUCGUCAUCAAACGACAAGAAGAAACACCUCUGUCGACGAUUACCGCUUUACAGACUUUCCCCGUCAUCGGAACAGUGGUCGCAUCCGCCACCGCGGCUUUGGUUGCAGAUGUCUUGCCCGACGAAGAGCAAGCUCUAGUCACAGUCAUCAUCGGCUAUGUUCUUUGGGGUGUCGGCGUCCCUUCGGCGAUAUUCAUUCUCAUCACCUACUGGCAACGCUUGACUAUCCACAAACUCCCACCACGCGAGGUGAUUGUGUCCUGUUUCAUUCCGUUGGGCCCUUUGAACAUGGGUGCUUUUGCCAUCAUGAAGCUCGGGAACGUCGCGAUGAAAGUUUUCCCUUUGACGGAGACUAUCCAUCCUCUGGCGGGAGAUUUGGCAUACAAUUUCGGAGUGCUUUUAUCCUUGAUCUUGUGGGGUUUCACCUUGUUGUGGCUCUUUCUUGCCGUUGCAACGAUAUACCAUUGCAAGCAUUUCCCAUUCAAUAUGGGCUGGUGGGGGUAGGUUUUUCAUCGCGAGAAUACCCCGUUCCAGAAAACCUGGCGACUCACGGUGGAUAGGUUCACCUUCCCGAUCGGCACAUUCGCUCUUUCGAGCAAUACACUCGCGAAAGAGAUCCCCUCUCGAUUUUUUCGAGUCAUUGGAUCUGUAAUGCUCCUGCUCCUUGGUGUCUCUUCAUGUCACCUGGCUAACUAUUGCAAUGACAGAUAACCUCUGUCUGUGUAUUCCUGCUUUGGCUUCUUGUCAUAUACGCCACCCUUAGAGAUCUCAUAACAGGCGGACAGCGAUUAUUCAAGACACCUACAAGAGCCGUGCCCAAUAUUGAAGAUAAAGGCCCCGACAAAUUUGACGAUGCAGCGGAGACCAAGCUUGUGUGAGGAUCGAAAACGACGAGUCGGGUAUAGCAAUGCUAUGUACACAACUCUCAAGCCCCCGACACGAACAGAUAGGUCGGAGGCUUUCGUUUUUCCCGGAUGGAGACCGCCUCAUCUUGCAGAGUGCAGAGCUUUGCAUGUACUUGAUCCACAGAAGACUGCCAUGAACAGUCUUGAAAGAUGAAGACUCUCGUCCUAGAGUAGGACCUGUCCGAACCCAUCGAGAAGCGAACUGUCGAAAACUGCCCAACCUUUCCGUCGGGUUGGCGUCCUAUCUGCUGGCACGUCUGGAGAGACAACUCAGCCGCGAUCAAGUAUCGUUCAGCUGUGACGAUUGGAGGCGGCUCCUGUUUCUGGUGGAGUCAAGUCAGAGUGCAGGACAUUAGCCGCUACGGCGCGACCGCAGGUAUUGGUGGAGGGUGAAUGCUUCAGCUGGCUAGAUUGGUCUUUGUAACGGCCUCAGCAUUUAUGGCAGACAGUCGUAAGUAUUCAGAACUGCCUGGCGCGCGUUCCAGCUGUCGUCACCGAGAAAUGAUCUCAUGGCCGAACCUCUUGUCCUUCCUGCCGUCGAACAUGAGGUCGGUGGCCCGCAUGUCAGUCAAAUCAGGGCCUGUUCUUCGUUCUCGGAAUCGGUAGUCAAUCAUGUCUCUUCCCUCCCUUCGCUUUGGCGAUCCCAGUGUAUAGAUGGCGUCACGGGACAUGCCUCGGGUCGCGUGUGCCAGAAUCCCACAUGUCUUGGUAUUCCUUGUGCUAAAA